Messenger RNA from Menidia menidia (Atlantic silverside), 1854 nucleotides. Lineage: Eukaryota; Metazoa; Chordata; Actinopteri; Atheriniformes; Atherinopsidae. The record is from the annotation of a GenBank genome assembly.
AUGAGACACACUUGUGGCCGGGACUCGUCAGAUAAAGCCGUUAUUGUUUGCAAAAAGCAGCCAAAAACAACAGAGAAAAACUGUUGCUCAGUCAAAAAACUGCCUGCAGACAAAGACUUUAGCCAUCUCUGUGAGAAAGAUGGGCAGCAAAAAAUCAAACGCUUGAAAACCCGUAAGGAAAGAAGUCAGCUGAGAGCGGAUUGGAAAGAGACUUCAAAGACCAAAUCACAUAUCCGUCACAUCUGUCGCCACAUCAGCACCGACGUGGCGAGUCUCCAGACCUGCUGUCACUGGAAUUCAAAGAAAAAUGCAUCAAUUUCAAGUGCUGUUCCUGCUGCACAUGAGCCCAGCAUAAUCACAGACAGCCGACUUAUAGGACACCAUGGCCUGUUCAAUCACGAGGUGAAAUCCAUUGACAUUGAACGUCUACUUAGUGAGAAAAGCAAAUGUGAUCAGACUGGACAGCAAGUGAAAGAUAAGAAUGAGAAUACGUCUAACCUGUCUCUCACGUCUCAAAUUCUGGCUCCACUUUCCACUGAUAGUUUGUUGGUAGUUGAUGCUAAUGAUGAUGUGCCAUUAAAAAUGAAAACUAAUCCUACUACAAAGGCCAGCAGUGACUGCCAAGAGACAGAUGGGAAAAUCCUUCCGUUGGGUAAUCCAGGAUCUGAUAUCACACCAGGUCAGAGAGAGCAGCAACAUGUUGAGGUCUCAUCUGAAGGUGUUAGAAGCAUCCUGUCCCCUAAACAAAGCUCGCACAGAGUAGAUAAGACAAAAAGCACCAACCAUGUUACACCUGAAAAGGACAACGAGUCACAGCAGACCCCUUUUACUAAGAGAGGCCUUGCGAAGACGUCAAACAGGAAGGUGAAGAGGCGCAUUAUUUCUGGUCUUAAUCAGCCUGAAGAGAACCAAAGUCAACAAACAGAUGAUGACAACACAAGUCCUCUUCAAAUGUUCCUCUCUGCCACUUCUGACGGCUUUGAUGCACAGCACAGAGGACCAGACUCGGAGGACAUGUCAAAGUCUGUCAGUGCUCUGGCUUCGCGUUUCAGUGAGUGUUUGAGUGUCCCACAUCGGACAAGGAGGAACCUGGUGUCAGAGUGCAGAGCGAUACUGGCCAAAUCCAUGCAGGAGAGCCACGGACCCAGGCUACAAGAAAACCUCCAUCAGGUGCAGCAGUGUGUGAGAUUUGGUGUGGAUCCCACACAGGCUGUCCCAGACCAGCAGCCUGAAAAAGAUGCACCUGAGUGGUCAACAAAACCUGUGAAUGAAUCCACUGACCCAGGUUUUUCUACUCAGUUCUACAUGGAUUUUGAGCCAUGUGCAGUCCCGCCAAGUAAUGUGUUUGCUUGCUCUCCACCAUCCUGUAUUGAACGAAAAGACUUUGCCUCUGAGCUCUGGCAAGACAGUGUCAACAUGUCAAAUGGCAAAGACACAGGCCUAUUUGAUUCAUUUGAGAGCAGCUUUAUAAACCCCACCAAAGAUUCUGGAGAGAGCAGCUUUGGGCAACAGGACAAUUACAACAACAUUCAAUUCUCCUUUCCUUACCGAGGACAGCUGCUUGACAGACGUUCAGAAAAACCACUGAAAAUUGCUCAGGGAUACAGCCCAAUUGGAACUGGCUCACAUGCUUUUGCUUCCUCAUUCCCUUCUCAGUUUCACCACAUUCCUCAGGGUAAUCACUACCAGCCUUUAAGUCAGUUGAAUCAGCAUUCGACUGGCCCAAAACUCAGGUCCCAUCACACUGACAUGAUGCAAUACCCCCCCUCUUACAUGCUUGAAAAAAGCCCAGCACCUUCAUCUUCAUUUCUGAGCCCUGAGCAGUGGUUCUUCCCUCCAAUGAGGCUGUACUGA